This is a messenger RNA of Schistocerca nitens (vagrant locust), 1078 nucleotides long. RefSeq lists its product as uncharacterized. NCBI's taxonomy places the organism in Eukaryota, Metazoa, Arthropoda, Insecta, Orthoptera, Acrididae. The record is from RefSeq and is a predicted model, not a curated record. The coding region runs from base 78 to 677 and encodes 199 amino acids. The transcript is spliced from 3 exons.
UUGUCAUUGUAUGUUUUUGUAAAGUGCGCGCGUUUUAUGAUUGUUCACUAUUUCUGCAGAAUUUAAAUUGUGUUGCGAUGGAUGAAAGUAAAAUGGUAAAUACUGGUGAUAAGAGACCUGAGUGUGUGAAAACACAGUUAUUUCGAAGAACCAUGGAAAGCAUUUUUAAAGGAAUUUGCAAGGAUAUCGAUGAAGGAGUGAUGCAAGAGUGUUAUGGAAAACUUCUUGGGAAAUAUCCAGCAACAAUCUCCAAAAUACAUAGCCGUUUUAUAGACUAUGUAGAAACAGAAUUUAAGGAGAAAAUUGAUGAACUUGUAAUUGAAGAAAAUGUAAAUGAAAAAUUUCUACAACUUCAAAAGCUGGAAGAAGACAUCUCACCAGGAAAUGUGAAAUGGCUGCCGUCGAGGAACUGCUUGAAUGACAUACGUUCUCAUGACUGUCAGAAACAAAUGCAAUUGAAACAGGAGCUGGUGGCUCUAGUAGAAAAAGAAGAAGCAGAGGUAGAAAAAAUGAAGAUGAAAGUAGAAGAUGCAAGAAAACAAUAUGCAAGCCUUCAAAGCAAGGUUUCAAACUUGACUGAAAUUUCUUCCAAGCUAAACAUGUGCACAGAGAGAAUAGAAAUACUACUAGAAAACUUAGUUUCAGACUUAGAACUUGGUCACUAUAUUUAUGAGUGACUUCCAGCUGUUUGUGUCCCUGAAAGUACAUACCUUUUCUGAGAGCAGCAUUUAUGUCUCAUGAUCCAAAUAAUCAUCACACAGUUCAGUCUCUACCAUAUUUUGUAACAGUAGUUAAAAAUGUGGAUUUUAUUUUUGUUAUAUUUCUUUGUGUACUGUAAAUUGAUAAUUUUGAUUAUGGGUUAAUACUCUGAAGGCUUCAAACUGCAGUUUUUCAUUCACCAGAUGUGGCUGCAGUUUCUAUUAAAACCUAUUGAAACCUGUAGUAUUCAUGUCUGAAAAAUAGCAUUUUUUUUAGUGCUUUGUAUGUGCAAUUUCUUUAGUUUUGAUCUCAUGUUGACAAUAAUUUUUAUUUUGUGUAUAUGUAUAGCAAAAGAUUGAUUGGUAUGCUCCUUUGAACA